Ctenopharyngodon idella (grass carp) is the source of this 9790-nucleotide messenger RNA. RefSeq names its product potassium inwardly rectifying channel subfamily J member 10a (gene kcnj10a). Gene Ontology annotation, biological process: regulation of monoatomic ion transmembrane transport; potassium ion import across plasma membrane. The transcript has 12 exons. Gene Ontology annotation, cellular component: plasma membrane. Lineage: Eukaryota; Metazoa; Chordata; Actinopteri; Cypriniformes; Xenocyprididae. The record is from RefSeq and is a predicted model, not a curated record. Gene Ontology annotation, molecular function: inward rectifier potassium channel activity. Bases 566 to 1849 code for a protein of 427 amino acids.
AAAGUACGUAUUUUCAUCAACAAUGAAAGGCAGGACUGAGACGAGAGGAGAAAGUUUUCAGAUAGAGCUGCUAACAAAACUUAUUGAGCAGUUCCACUUAAGACAAGACAAGAGAUAGAAAGAGAGAGAGAGAGAGAGAGAGAGAGAGAGAGAGAGAUAAAGAGGAGGGCAUUACAUAAUAAAUCGGUAACAUUCGCCCGGGACCAGCACUGACUGACACUUAACUUAUUAUUAGGGUCGAACCGAUUAUAUACGCUAUAUUUUUUUAGCUUGACCGAUUGCAUAAUAUUUUAGGUGUAUAGUAUAUUUUUGAAGUCGUAUUAAUUGUUUCAGAUUUGUUUAUUUGAAUGAUUAUCAUGUAGAAUUAUGAGACCUCCGCAGCUUGUCACUUUCCUGGCGCGGAUGAUGUUGACAAAGUUUUCAGGAACGCGCUUAUCUUCAUUCUGAACGCUUUCACAACUUUCGCCUCAAAUUAUCCUCUGAUGUUUCCUGAAAUUGGAAAACUGCAGUAAACUGUUGCCAAUCACUAAUAGAGAGCUCUGCGUUCAAGUCCUCAGUAAAAGCUAUGACCUCAGCCACGCCCCCUUCUUCCCGUAGCCCCUCCCCACAGAAGGUCUGCCACUCCCAGACACAGACAGAUGUUCUAAAGCCACUCCUGGGCGGAGCAGGCGGGGCUUCACCAGGAAACGGACCUGCGGCAUUGAGACGUCGUCGACGGGUGCUAUCUAAAGAUGGGCGGAGCAAUGUACGCAUCGAACACGUCACUGGCCGAGGGACGCUUUACCUGCGUGACCUAUGGACGACCUUCUUGGACAUGCAGUGGCGCUACAAGCUUUUCCUCUUUUCCGCCACCUUUGCUGGCACCUGGUUUGUUUUUGGAGUGCUGUGGUACUUGGUGGCACUUGUGCAUGGAGAUUUGCUAGAGUUUGACCCUCCAUCCAACCACACGCCAUGUGUGAUGCAAGUCCAAACUCUGACGGGAGCGUUCCUUUUCUCCCUGGAAUCGCAAACUACGAUCGGUUACGGCUUUCGCUGCAUCACUGAGGAAUGUCCACUUGCUAUCAUCCUGCUUAUUGUCCAGCUUGUCAUCACAAUGGUGAUGGAGAUCUUCAUCACUGGAACCUUCCUUGCCAAGGUAGCCCGGCCGAAAAAACGUGGUGAGACGGUGAAGUUCAGUCAGCAUGCUGUGGUCUCAAAUCACGAGGGUCGACCUUGUCUCAUGAUCCGUGUCGCUAACAUGCGUAAGAGCCUCCUUCUAGGCUGCCAGGUGACAGGUAAGCUCCUGCAGACGUCACUGACUAAAGAGGGUGAGACGGUACGUCUGGACCAGAGGAAUGUAGCCUUCCAAGUGGAUACCUCCACUGACAGUCCCUUCCUCAUUCUGCCCCUCACUUUCUACCACAUCAUAGAUGACAACAGCCCACUGCGGGCCUGGGCCGCCAAAGGUGGUGGGUGGACGGAUCCGGAGCUGGCUGACUUUGAAUUGCUUGUUAUCAUGAGCGCUACCGUAGAGCCGACCUCGGCCACCUGCCAGGUCCGCACCUCCUACCUGCCCGACGAGAUCCUGUGGGGCUACGAGUUUCCUCCUGUCGUCUCCCUCUCCCCAUCCGGAAAGUAUGUAGCUGAUUUUGCCUUUUUUGACAAGGUUGCCAAGACCAAGACCCCGCCCCUUUUUAAACAAUCCCCGCCUCCCAACACACAGUCGCCGCAAGGCCAUCAAGGCAAUGGCAGUGGAGACCAAGGGGCGGAUAUGGAGAAGAUGCGAUUGGAGGAGAGCUACCGGGAGGAAAGGGGGCGAGACAGGGGGCGUGCCCGAGACCAGCUUAGCGUCCGCAUUAGUAACGUGUAGAGAGAGAAAAACAACUUGGAUGAAUGACUGAGAGGGGGAUCUGAUGAAGAUAAAUUGCUUGAGUACUCGUUUGAUUCAGCAUUAGCCAACUUUUUUUUCGAUGCCACUGAGCUUACCUGUUUUACUAGGUAGCGUGCCAGCAGAGUUGGCUAGCGCUGAAAUACACUGGCAUACAAGCAUGAAAUUGAGAAGAGAAAGAGAGCGGCUAUGUUCGGAAGAGCACACUAGCAUACGACUCUUGCUGUUUCUGCAGUAUACAGUAUGUAUACUGUGCACAGCAUGACAUUUUUGUCUAUGAACAGAACACACAGAUUAUCUACUAUGGCAAAAUGAUUGGAAAAAUGGCAGUAAAACACCAACAAAUGUGUUUCCUUUUCACACAGAUUAUGAUUACAGGGGCACGUUAUCCAUUUAUAAAGGCUUAUUUUUGCGCAGUUCCUUACACAAUACUAUGUAAUGACCUGAAAACAUCUUUACCAUAGUACUUGAUUUGUAAACUAAUAUAUUUUGAUGUUUGCAUCACUUAGCUCCAUAUGUGUGGCUUUUCUGAUGCAGUAAACUUGCUCAGUAGCUCACUUGGUACAACAUUCACUUUGCGAUGCGGUGAAACACGAGUCACUAUAAAAGAGCUCAAAGACCUGUAGAAGCAAGCUAAAAUGGCAUCAUUGCUUCAGCAAAUGCGUUUUUUAUCUCGUUUGCUUUUUCUCACACUAUUGGUUAGGUUUAGGAAGGGCUGCCAACUUUUGAGUUUAGCUUGGAGUGAGAAUUAUGAAUGGGGUUGCAUGGGUGGUAGGUGAUAUUUGACUCAUAAGCUUGCGAUUAGGUUCAUAUCUUGAUUCAGUAUUGAUUCAUAUGGCUAAAUAUCUGAUAUUAAACUGAUAUUAAUAUUAAAGGUUAAAAUUAAUUAAUUCUUACACAUUUAAUAUAAUGACAAUUUUUAUAAUAAUGUAAUAACAUUUUUAAUGAUAUAAGAGUAAAAAUAUAAUAAAUAUGCAAUAUAGUGCACAUAUUUAAAAAACUCCGCAAACAGCGACAUGUUUCGUUCCUGAAUGAAUCAGUUGAAUUAAAAGAUUCAAUGACUCAUUCAUUAGGUGUGUUCGACUUCACGCGGUGCUGCGCAGAUCGAUCGGCGCGAUUUGCCGCUUGUAGUCGGGGAUGGAAUUAAAAACGGAGCCGUCAAGUCGGACACUUUCUGCUUUCCUUAGCGAUGUGCGCGUGUUGUUUGCGUACUUUAUCACAGACAAAGAGUGGAUUAGAUGCAGUAUUUGUCAAAUGCACAGAUGUUUUUAGAUGUUUUCAUGAAACAACAGAAACACUUUUUAUAUACUGCUUAAAACAGUGCCAAGAAUAAUUUCAACAUAAGCCUAUUUAAAUACCAAUAAAGUGGUAUUUUUAUCAGUGUUAUUUUGAUAAACAUGACUCAAUAACAUUAUGGUUAAAUGAAGAGUUUUUACCGUUAUAAAAACACGUAUUUGUGAGCAUUAGCGGAAUUUAACUUGAUGGCAUACAUCACAGUGACAUGCCGUCAUCGCUGUCACAAGUCAGACAAAAUUUCUAACCGGCAUGCACUGCUUCAAGUCAGACGCUGAUCGGUCUGUGCAGUGCUGCAUGAAGUCGAACACGCUUAUUAAGACAGUGACUUGCCACUACCUACUGGCAAAUAUUGCAUACAUCAAAAUAGCCUAAGAAAUUGUGAUUAAUCCUUCAUAACGUAUAUACGCAGGGCCACUGUCCCUCAAAAUGUCCCUGCAACAUACCUUCUGAUGUUCAUUCAUGUUUAUUUGGUGCUAUAACUAAUAAUAAAGAGGAACACAAAUCGGUGCACAUGCCACUUGAACUGAGAUGCUACAGCGAUCUGUCACGCCAUAUUAAAGAGUUCCAAACGGUGUUUAUUCUUAGAAUUUUGCAAUAAAAUUGAUAGAAUUUGAAAGCUGAGACUUUGUUUCAUAUCAAAAUGAACCUGCUUUUUCACUGCGUGAGAAAUUGGAUGUGUGGCGCAGGGUUGCCAGGUUUUCACAACAAAACCCGCCGAGUUGCUACUCAAAACUAGCCCAAAACUAGUCCAAUCGCAUUUCAGGGGGUGUGGUCUCCUUUUGGGGGGUAAAGUCUGAAUUUUUUGCGGGGUGCACCUGGUAAAAUUCGCAUUCCAGGGGCUAAAUAUCAUGUUAUUUGGAGUUGCUUCAACCCCCGGACAUGAAAAACAACCCGCGGCAAUAGUGUUAAAGUAGACUUGGCAACACUGGUGUGGUGUGAGUACAGUGUCAACUGCAUGAGUCUCAUGCUUAAUGCGCAAGAGUUGGCAGCCCUGGGUUUAGAGUAGGUGGUAGACUUGAGUUAUUUAUAUCGCAUUAAUCUUUAAAGGCAACUACAAACAUACAUAGUCUGCUCUCUAAUCGCUCUCAUGGUACUUUGAUGUUGUACACAGAUCGGUCUGCGCAGUGCCGCUUUAAGUCAAACACACCUUAUGUUUUCAGAACUGUAAGGUCAGCAUAAUUUUAUCAUUUAUCAAAAGCUGCUUGUAGUGUAUUCAAGCUUGGCUAUAUGUUUCCAGCGCUAUGCUCAACCAGUUGAGGAACCUGUUUUCCUACUUUCUUUAUUGGAUGACGAGAAGUUAUAGGCCUAUUAAAAAUGCAAUUAAAAUGGCAAAAUAAAGCAUAUUCAUUGUUUUUAGCUAAUAACUUGCUGAACGCAAUAUGAUGAGGUCAUUUGACAGCAAUGUAGCAUACUUCUAUUUGAAAAUCAUAUCACUGCAUAAUGCACAUAGUUUCACAUGUUACUUUUAAAAAUAGUAUGCAGUACAUAGGCACAGUAUCCUGGUGUUCCAUUCCGAACAUAGUCAGAGACAUAAAUGAGAAAUACUGUAAACUACUAAACUAUUAGACCAUGUGGAAUCAAAUGAUGAUUCAGCAUAGAUCUGCUGCUUUAUACAUGACAAAACAGCAGCAACCGCUCGUACAGUAUGAUGGAGCUGCUCACUGUGAUGGACUAGUUCACCACCUUGUGGCCAAGAAUAGCAAUGCCACAGAUUUGAGACCCUUUGAGAAGAAGAGCUGAACAUUCUGUAAACUCUGAUGGACUUUACCUGAUUUUAUAAACACAAGGAUAUUGAUCUAUUUUUGCAGAAGAAGUAUGAAUUGCGAUGGACUGGAGGGUUGCAUGACAUAGACUGAAAAAAAUCAUAUUUAAACCACUGUACUGUAGUUAAUAAUAGAGCAAAGGUACAACAUUUAUAGUGAAUAACUUGUGCGUGUCUUAUUGAGAGACUGCGUUGGAAUCCGUCUAUGUGAUUUUUAUCUUUUGUCUAACAGUGCCAGUUAUAGAGCUAUUUUGGGUAAAGAUCUAGUUUUUUUUUCUCCCUAUAGUUGAUCUUUUGUCACUGGAAUAAAUGCAAUGAUGUUUGUUAACAAUACUAAAAGCACUUUAACUCGAGGAGGAGGGUUUAUUUUUGAUAUUUUCUUUUGGUCCAACUUAACUGUACCAUGGUCUGUUUUAUAUGUGAAGAGAAUAAAGAAGAGUGAAAGAAUGUAUUUUGAAUUAUAGUAAUUGAUAUAGUCAAAGUGCCUAUGAAUUAUGAAUCUUUAAUAAUAAUAAUAACAAUAAUAAUAAUAAAAUCACUGCUACUAUUAGUUAGUGUUUUGUUUUUGUUAGUAAUUUGAUCAAACCCAUGACCUUAAGUAUUGAACUUUCACACAUAAUAUCUCCUGCACUUUUUAUGUUACACGCAUGAAUGAUUCCUCAAAUCAUGCAGAUUAUUGAGGUGAAGUCUAUUCGUUUUAUGAAAUUAGUUUUAUAAGUGAUGAGAUAUAUGAUUUUAACCCUAUAUGUGAUAUAAACCAUUUAGCAAUGCCCUGUUAACCACUUAUAACUUAUUAUUAUUGUUAUUAUUAUUAUUAUCAGAUGGCUUAUGUUGUUGAAAAACAAUGACUUUGGUUCAUCUUUAGCACAUUUUGCCUGUCUUAAACUGUGGCUGUAAGGAAACAUCUGUUUCAUGAAUUUCCUUUUAUGUUUAGUCAUUUUCAGAACUGGAUUUUCAUCACUUUCAUAACUGCUAAUGAUCUUAAAUGACUGUUUUUAAUAAAUGAGAAGUUUUGAAGCAGUCGCACUGUGAGUUUAUCAGUGUGUUCAAUGGACAGUGUUAAAUCAGUUUUGUAACACCUGUGCUAUUGUGAGGUGAGAUAAAAUCACCCGCUGUGUAUUCCCUAAAAUUCCCAGCAUCAUGAAAAUGAAAGAUUAAAGUGUGAAGCAGAUGCGUCUGCGGUGAAGUCACUUAACAGCUUUGUUUUUUUUAGAAUAACUGUGAACAAUCACAUUUACUCAGUAUUUAUUGAUGUUUUUACUGUCCUGUCAGUGCUUCUUGAAUUAUGUGUGUUGUUUAUGGAAUACAAGACCAGUUUAAAGAGUUAUGGGACAUAGAUACAUAGACAUAGACGGAUGGACGGACAGAUGAAUGGAUGGACGGAUGAAUAGACGGAUAGAUGGACAGAUAGAUGGAUUGAUUGGAUUGACGGAUGGAUGGAUGGAUAGACAGAUGAAUGGAUGGAUGGAUGGAAGGAUUAAUGGAUGGAUAAAUGGAUAGAUGGAUGGAUUGAUGGAUGGACGAAUGGUUGGACGAUAGAUAGAUGGACGGACGGACAGAUGGAUGGAUAAAUAGACUGACGGAUGGACGGAUGGAUGGACGGAUGGAUAGACAGACGAAUGGAUGGAUGAAUGGAUAGACGGAUGGAUAGAUGGAUGGACAGACGGAUGGACAGACGGAUGGAUGGAUGGAUAGAGGGGUGGAUAGAUGGAUGGACAGACGGAUGGACGGACGGAUGGAUGGAUGGACGGAUGGAUGGAUGGAAGGAUAGAUAAAUGGAUAGAUGGAUGGAUAGGUAGAUGGACUGAUGGAUGGACGAAUGGUUUGACGAAAGAUAGUUGAACGGACGGACGGAUGGAUGGAUAAAUAGAUAGAUGGACAGAUGGACAGAUGGAUGGACUAAUGAAUGGAUGGAUGGACGGGUGGAUAGAUGGAUGGACGGGUGGAUAGACAAACAGACAGACAGAUGGAUGGACGGAUGGAUGAAUGGAUGGAGGGAUUGGAUGGAUGGACGGGUGGAUAGACAGACGGAUGAAUGGAUGGAUGGAUGGAUAGUUAGAUGGACUGAUGGAUGAUUGGAUGAUAGAUAGAUAGGUUGUGAUGUAUUAAUCAUCAGACAUUUAGAGUUUCUGUAUGACAUCACUUUUGUAUCAUGGGAAAUGGGACAGCUUAAUAUGCAAAUGAACAGGAAGACUUUAUAAUUCGGUUGUGUGAGUGGAAACCGCUGCCUCUCAUCCUGUUCAAGACAUUUACUACAGCAGAUCUUGCAGGUGCUCAACAGGAAAUCUGGUGUCUUAUUUUCAGUCUUCAAAGUCGAGCUGACAGCUAUGAAACUCAUUUUGCUGUGUAUUUUUGGCUUCAGUUUAGAUUUUGCCGCUAAAUGCCAAGAGAAUCUUUAUGGAUUGAAAGGAAAAUCAAUCCGUCUGAGCAUCAGUCUCAGAAAUCAGACUAAAGUUGUAUGGCGACGAUUCAACAGGAAAGAGUUGCUUGCAAACUCAGACGGAGUUCCCCCUGACUAUGAGAAAAGAAUGAAAUUAAACUUCUCAGAUUGGUCUUUGACAAUACACAACCUUGAGGGAAAUGACAGUGGACUAUACGAGGCCCUUACAAACUGGGAGCGAGACACAGUUGCUGCUUUCGCACUUACAGUGGAGAACAUUGUCUCUGAGCCCGUAAUCGUAGUGACUCCCUAUGAUGUUAAUUCGUCUGCUGGAGUGUGUCGGGCCACAGUGAACUGCUCUGUUGAUGGCAGCUGGGCCACGUAUGACUGCGACCAAAGUCUCUGUGAGAAGAAGACAAAUGCCUCCAUCAACAUCACUGUCACUGUACUGGACAGCAAAGGUUUCCAGUGCCACGUAAACAACAAUGUGAGCAAGAAUCAUUCUCGGGCUGACAACAUUAUGUGCCAUGAAAAACUGCAAAGUGAUUUGCCCUCUCCACCACACUUUAUCUCUUGGAUCGCCGUCACCGUUGGUGCCAGUGUUGUGUUGGGUUUGUUUAUUGGUUUGAUUGUAUUAAUUGUCAAGAAAAGAGAGUCUUCAAAAGUUUAUCCACAGUCCAGUCAUGCUGUGACAGGCCGCAGCAUCAAUACAGUGAUUGAACAGCAUGAAACGAUCUACAGCACAGUGCAAAAACCAGACGCAUUCCAGAAUCCUCCAGUAAACAACGACGACAGCAACAUAGAAGGGACUGUCUAUGACAUUCCAACACGACAUCACAAGGCCUGUCAAGUACACAGUGUGGUGGUAGAAAAUCAGGAGCAACAACGAUCUGGACACGACAGGACUGUUAAAGUAAAAGCUACAGUACAUCAGGCAGCAGAACCCGACUCAGAACAAAUGAACACGGUUUACUGCAAACUAGGAGAAAUAUGACGCACCGAUACUGUACACGUCAGAGACGUCACCUCAGUGGUGACUUAAACCACAGAAGAUCCUUGUGAGAAGAAAAACUUGUACAUUUUGUGUGUUUUUUUAUUACUGAAUAGAUGAAUUGGCGCUCAGUUAAGCAUUUAUAUGAUCACUGAUGGAUGCUUACUGCAUAUUGUGCAAAAUACACUGUAUGCUGCCAGCUAUUUUUAUUAAAAUAGUAUGUGAAACAGUAUGCAUUACACUCUUAAAAAUAAAGGUUCCAAAAGGUUUUUUUUUUAGCAAAGCAAUUCAUAGUUUCCAGUCAUGUGACUGGCACAGAGACCUCGGAGAGGUCUGUCAUUUUUCCAUCUCAAAAGAAGAAAAACAAAAAUAUGCAAAAAAAUGCAAGUUGAACCAUAUACAUCACCUGCUGCAGUGUUUCAAUCAAUAAAACAGCUGAAUAUUCUAAAAAACUUAGCACUUAUGCACCAAAACAUUGAUAUCAAAUUCAGUAUUGAUGAUGCAUACUACAUAUAGGUGAGCAGAUGAGCCCAGAAUAGGAACACGAUGUGUUAAAUGUUUAAGCAUUUUCUUUUCUAUGUGUUUAUAUUCUGGGCUCAUCUGCUCACCUGUAUAUAGUAUGGAUCAUCAAUAAGGUGUAUAUUGAAUUUGGUCUUUUAAUAUUACUGUCUUAGUACAUUAGUACCUGGUAAAAAUGACUGUUUUGCCCUCCAGUUGGGCAUUUAAAUAAGGCUGUGAGGUCAUGUGAAAAACUAUCAAUAGAAGAACCGUUGGGUUUUCCAAAGAACCUUUCAGUGAUCAGUUCUUAAAAGAACCAUUUAUUCUUAAUGUGAAGAACAUUCUAAAAAUCAGAAGAACCUUUUUUUUCAAUUUAAGAACCUUUUGUGGAAUGGAAAGGUUCUAUGUAUUUUAAAGGUUCUUCAUGGAACCACCAAUGCCAAUAAAGAACCGUUAUUUGUAAGAGUGUGUGCGAUGAUAUAUAUUCAAAACAGUCCUAUAUUGUUGUCCAGUGACCUCAUUGUGUAGCAUGUUUAAUCCAGCAAGUUAUCCCUGAAAAAAAGCUAUUUUUUUUUUUCACUUUUAAUUCCAUUUUGUGUAAUAAUGUUAUAAUUGUUUUGAUCAAAUAAUGAGUCAAGGAACAAAUGUUAAAAAUCACAGCACGUGCCGUCCAUAGUUCAUUCAUCACACUUGCACAUUUUGGCAAAUGCAGUAGUUGGUCAUUCAAAUAUUUAAUGCAAACAAAAAUUGCAUACUGUGCACAGUAUUGUUACUGUUAUACAUAAUCAUGGAGGCUGCUGUAUUACACAUUCUCUCACUCGCACUGUGUGAUGUUUAAUAUUUCUUUGGUGCUCAGGUUUGAAUGAAUCUAAUCAUUGCUCAUUACAGUCCUAUAUGAAUCUGGGGGUGACAACUCUUUAGUUAUGAAUGGAGAUGAAAUAUUUUAAUGUAAUACUAAAGUUUUAUUUUUGUAAAAUAAAGGCAAUUUUAGAGUAA